UUGGUGUAUCCACUCUUCCUCCUCCCAACCGCUCCAUCCAAUGCCCCAUUCUCAUCUACACACCCAUCAGAUACUAGCUCCCAUGUGGAAGCCCAAGACGGUGUCGAUGAAGAAGGAGGGGGAGGAGAAGAAGAAGAAGAAAAGGAGGAGGAGGAGGAGGAGGAGGAGGGGAAAGUGGAUGAUGAUAAAGUGGUCGAAGAAGAUGAAUAUGUAGAAGAAGCUAAUAAUGAUGAUGAUGUUGGUGAUGAUGAUGAGGGUGGCGGAGGUGGUGUUGGCGGUGGUGGAGGUGGUGGUGGUGUUGAAGAAAAAGAAGAAUCUCGAGCGCACUCAAUGCGAGACAUAGUUGGAUCUCUUUUACUUAUUUUGUUGUUAUUUUGUCGUAUUGCUAAUGGUCUGCAUCUCUCUGGCGUUUGGAGCACGGAUAAGGUUUACACAUUUUUGGCGAGAUUUGCUUUUCAAAAAACUUCAGUCGCCGAAAUCGAGGGUACUAGAGGAUAUAUCUUUGGAAAUAUAUCUAGUCUUGACUAUUCUUUUAAUUCCUCUGAUCGGAUGCCCCCUGCUACUUUGGUCAUAGUUGAUGGGGAGUAUGUAACAGAUCUCUACGGCAACGCUAGCCGUCCAGUCCAACUCUUUUCCGAUUCCACAAAUGGUUCACACUUCAAUCUCUGGCAAGCGGAGACCGCGAGGUGUCAAGCCAUGUUCUCUCGCAUAAAUACCCUCGCGUGGCAUCGUAAGUGCUCUCCCAAGGCUAAAAUGGACUUUCUUCGACAAGCUCCCUGCACCACCGGGGGACUCUGUUCUGAGGAAGAAGAGCCUUCUCGUGUUCAACCUCUUUCCCAAUUCACCUUUACUGUCCAAGAUCGCAGACAACCUCGGACGAUUGUGUGUAAUGAAUCAUAUUUUGACUCACUGAUUUUAACGAACAAGCAGUAA
Molecule: messenger RNA, 933 nt
Organism: Rodentolepis nana
Lineage: Eukaryota; Metazoa; Platyhelminthes; Cestoda; Cyclophyllidea; Hymenolepididae
Source: the annotation of a GenBank genome assembly